Mya arenaria is the source of this 3291-nucleotide messenger RNA. RefSeq lists its product as uncharacterized. Gene Ontology annotation, cellular component: autophagosome; endoplasmic reticulum membrane. Lineage: Eukaryota; Metazoa; Mollusca; Bivalvia; Myida; Myidae. The transcript has 16 exons. The coding region runs from base 106 to 2310 and encodes 734 amino acids. The record is from RefSeq and is a predicted model, not a curated record. Gene Ontology annotation, molecular function: 2',3'-cyclic GMP-AMP binding; cyclic-di-GMP binding. Gene Ontology annotation, biological process: autophagosome assembly; activation of innate immune response; positive regulation of macroautophagy.
AUUAAACUUAUUAAAACCAAUUUGUUCCUAGCAUAAGCAUGUCAUUUAACGUGUAUAUAAUUAAUUUUGAAUAUUAAAGCUAACCACCCUUUACAUAGCUUUAACAUGAACACUAUGAGUAUGAUGAGAAUGGGGGUUUCGUGUGAUUCACAAGAAAAAAAGAAAAUAUUCAUAGCUCACAAUAACGGCGACAGUGGGCUUGUUGAGCGUUACGUCAUCGCACCUUUAAAGAACGUCGACCCGCGUGACGUCGGCUUCACGAUUGAGUGCGUCUACGACAAGACCCAUUUCUGGCCAGGCAAAACUACUAUCGACAAUAUCCUAGACGCCGUGCAGCAGUGCGUGCACACGUUCGUGGUAAUCACACCGACGUCGAUCAACCGUCAGUGGGUCCGUUAUGAGACACAACUGGCCCUGGAGCGAUCACAGAGCAGCGGGAGGCUGUGUGUAACUCUCAUUCUAUUGGGUAUCGAUCCGAGAGAGGUUCAAGAUGUGCAUGGGUUUCGGUUCCUGACACGCGCAGUCCUCAUGCACGCCGACAUGCGCCGUGAUGGAUGGGAUAAACUUCUUCUCCGAAAGAUGUUGGACAGAAUUAAAGGUGAUGGACGGGCGUGGCUUGGGGAGCUGAUGGUGACAAGCAACCUCACAAAUGGUCAGGUGUGGAGUCACUUUACUGGAUACUCCAGAAUUGUCCUAUCUGUACUGAAGGAUAGAAUCAGGUCCAGCGUUUGGUACAAGGAAAACCCCGAUCGGUUUCCUCUAGUUGAGUUCAACAUCAUCCCCAUGAGUGCCAGCCGGGUCGGCAAUCUCUCAGUUUGGGAUGAAAAUAUCAAGUAUGUUGGGGACCUGCCUCCUGUAUAUGCAGAGAGGGGAAGCUUUCGGGAACGACCAUACUUUGUCUCCGUCUACAUGAUAGAAGAUGAGGGCAAGGUAUUCUACAUCGCAGCAGUGGUUCCAAACACAAUCACAAUACUUAAUAAGCUGGAACACCCAGAGGAGCCUCUGUAUAAGGGACAGAAAGAGGCCCAGCCACCAAAAAUGUCAGCAGGAGAGAGAAAACUACAGGUUGCCCAGUUCCACAUUGGACUCAAUCAGCUUGUCAACCAUGUCAGCAACCAGGAGUGUAACAACUGUGUCAAGUUCAUCUUGUAUGAUGAUGGGAAAAAGAAAGAAGAGAGGAUAGCUCUAUCACGGUUGAUUCUGGACGCUAUAUACAAGGGAUGUCCUGAGGAAAACUUUGAAGGAUCCAAGCAGCAACAUACUGUAAUAGUCAGUCGGUUAGAUGAUGUUAAGUAUCGUGAAUUCUACGAGCGCCCUAUUUGGGAGCGUUCUGUGUUAAUAUCCUUCUGUGAAUCAGUCCAAUCAGAUAAUGACACUGCAGAAGAGUUAAAGGAAUUUCUAAAAAAGAAUAAAUUUUUUGUUCACCAAUCUUCUGUUGGUAAAACAGAAUUUGGUGAUUUACAAGACGCAGUUAUGAAGUGUAAAUGGUUUGUGGUUAUUUUGUCAGAUGAUGCAAUACAUGAUAAAAAUUAUAAAGUUCUCCAACAGAAGUGGCAAAUUGUUUUGCAUGAAAGUGUUUUAACGAAUGAAGUCAGGGUUAUUCCUAUUUUGGAUGGUAUAAAUGAAGAUUAUAUAUCAGAUGACUUACGUGCGUUGACCUACAUUAGCAAACAGGAGGCAGGGUACAUGAAAAGACUGCUACAAGUCAUAAGUUAUGGUCCUAUCGCUAUGGAGACCAGGGUGUCGGCAAAAGAUGUCCAUCAGGGGCUGGCCUGGGCCUAUGUCAUUAACUACCUAAAAGUCACCAUACAAGAACACCUUCAUCGCUUGGAGGAGAUACAACGAGAUCACCCGCACAGUGUGGUCAUGAAGAAACUGUAUAUUGUGGUUCCCAGCUCUUGUAGCCAGCGGGCCCUCAAAUCCCUGGAUAAGGAUGAAAAUGGAAGGGUGAUAGACAGUCGUUUCAGACAGAUGCAGGAAAUGUACAUGCACAAAACAUCUGUUGGUGGUCAAAUUAACAGGCCCUACCAGCUUAUCACAUAUAGACUUCAGGCUGACCUCAAGGAGUACAUCAUAGCAGUGGAAUACCCAAAUGCAGUUGUUUGUCUGCGAGAGAUGUCGGAGCUUACCCACCUAUCCGGCCUUGACACCAAACAACUUCCUGUGGAGGCGUACAGGUUUAAGGAACUGGCACAGAAGAUCAUAGAUAAUAACCCUGAUAUUGCGAGCCACGCUAGAAUGAUCUACUAUGACGACGAGCGUAUUACUGUUGUUGAGGCUUUGUUGUCAGUUUUGGAGACAGACAUAUGACAUCAAACAGAUUUCUAUAAUAAAGACAUUUUAUAAAGUUAUAUUGACAUUAUUGGCACAUCCAUAUUGAACGUUACAGAAGAAGACGCUUGCAGGGAUGUGAUUGACCUGGCAGCCGGAGGACUGAAACAUUUUUGGCCAUAGGUUUAUGGGGCGCUCUUGGGGUCAAAAGCGCACUGCUGUAGAAGAAAAAAUUUUUUAGAGGGCUUUCCUGACUUUAAAUUUGAAGCAAACUGCUAAAUAUUAACUUAAACAACUGAAAGCAACCAAAUUUUUUUCAGGUAAAAAAAAAUAAAAAAAUCUUUUCUUUCUUUUUUUUUUGGGGGGGGGGGGGUCUCUGGGGCCAUAAGAUCCGCGGAAUUCCGCGAAUCCGCGGACAAAUCACAUCGCUGGCUUGAUGCCAAUGACGUUGAUGUUUUGCAGGAAGUUAAAGCUUGCAUUUUCAGAACGAUUCUUCAUUACAACAGUUAUUGCACUCGUAAAUACCCAGGUCCCUUUAACGUUGCAAUAUUUCAUAUUACCAAAAUGUGAUAAGGAAUUUAAACAGUAUGUUUUCAAACCUCAUUUUGGUUUGUUUCAAAAAAUGGUUCAAUUUUGAUAUAAUGAUUGAAGCAAAUGAUGAACAUGGAAAUUUAUAUUUAUAGCUGAAUGGGAUUUUAUAAUUUAUUAUGACAUUUUGUGGUUUUUAUUUAAACAUAGGGCCGUAACUGAUGUUGGAAAAACAUUGGCCCAAUCCCUUUGCAUGUCUUUUUUACAUGAACGCAAGCUUUGUUACAUUGUACUGUUUCUGUUCCUUUGUUGUUAUCAUCAUCGUGUUAUGUGUAAAUGUAUCAUCAUGCAAUAAAAUAUGUUUAAACAUUGAUGCAAUGCAUAACAACGAGUGAGCGUGCGACAAAAUAUAGUAAGAAAGAUUUGAAGCUGAUGUCACAAACUUAUUUAAAAGUUUUACUUGCAACAUCAAAUAAACAUUGCCUAAACUGA